Messenger RNA from Theileria equi strain WA, 721 nucleotides. RefSeq names its product superoxide dismutase Fe, putative. Bases 104 to 700 code for a protein of 198 amino acids. Gene Ontology annotation, molecular function: metal ion binding; superoxide dismutase activity. The record is from RefSeq and is a predicted model, not a curated record. The transcript is spliced from 6 exons. Lineage: Eukaryota; Apicomplexa; Aconoidasida; Piroplasmida; Theileriidae. Gene Ontology annotation, biological process: superoxide metabolic process.
ACAUAGAUAUACAUCUACACAUUGAAGAAGUGAAAACAAAAAAUUCUUUCGCAUUUUUAAAUUUGCAACUGAUAAUCAUACAUUCUUCUAUUCACAAGAAAAAAUGGCAUUCAAACUUCCACCACUCCCAUACGCCGUCAAGGAUCUAGCACCUCAUAUUAGUGAGGAAACACUUUCCUUCCACUAUUUGAAGCACCAUGCUGGUUAUGUCACCAAGUUGAAUGGUUUGGUAAAGGGAACUCCUUUGGAAUCUAAAAGUGUUGAAGAACUUGUAAAGUCCGAGAAUGGCGCUGUUUUUAACAAUGCAGCUCAGGUUUGGAAUCAUGCCUUCUAUUGGAAUUCUAUGGGCCCAAAUUGCGGUGGUGAACCUGUUGGAACCAUAAGAAAGUUGAUCGAGGACAAGUUUGGAUCCUUUGGCAAGUUCAAGGAGGACUUUUCGAGUCUUCUUGCCGGUCACUUUGGUUCAGGUUGGGGCUGGCUUGUUCUUAAAGAUGAUGGGACUGCUGACAUUGUUCAAACACAUGAUGCAGGAUCUCCAUUGAGGGAUAACCUAGGAAAACCACUUUUGGUUUGCGAUGUUUGGGAACAUGCCUAUUAUAUUGAUUAUAGAAACGAUAGGGCCGCAUAUAUCAAUGCCUGGUGGAAUUUGGUCAAUUGGGAUUUCGCCAACAAGAAUUUGGAAUCCUCAUUCACUUUAUAAAUAAUCUUUUUGUCCUAGAUU